CCCUGCUCCGCGCAACCGCUGUCCCCCUCUCAAUCUCCGCCUCACUCUCUCUGCUGACUUUACACCGAGCGCCUCCAUCGGCGCGUACUUUCCCCGCGAGUCACCGGUUUCCCACCCAAAGGGCACCUCCUUGGAAACUGCCCGCCUACUCAUCGACCAUGUCUUCCGCCUGCACGGCAUCCCGCUGGACAUCGUCUCCGACCGGGGCCCCCAGUUUACAUCCCAGGUCUGGAGGGCCUUCUGCCGCGCCUUCGGCGCCACCCCCAGGCCAACGGGCAGACCGAGCGAGUCAACCAGGACCUGGGGGCGGCACUCAGGUCUGUGGUGUACAGAAGCCCUGCCUCUUGGAGCUCCCACAUCCCCUGGAUUGAAUACCCCCAUAAUUCCCAGGUGUCCGCUGCCACUGGUAUGUCCCCCUUCAUGUGCUCUCUGGGUUACCAACCCCCCCUGUUCCCGUCACUGGAGGUGGAGGUGGCGGCCCCAUCAGUACAGGCCACGGCCGCCCUGCAGCGCCGUUUGGACGACCGUCACCGUUCCCCAGCCCCCGCCUACCGGCCAGGACAACUGGUCUGGCUUUCCUCCAGAGACCUCCCUCUGCAAACUUCUUCGAAGAAACUCACCCCCCGGUUCAUCGGCACUUAUCCCGUCGAGGCCGUCAUCAACCCCUCCGCAGUACGCCUGACCCUCCCUCCUCACCUGAAGGUCCACUCGGUCUUCCACGUCUCACGGAUCAAACCCGUUGGUCACCCUGCUUACACUGUGCGCCGCCUCCUUGACGUGCAACAUAGGGGCCGGGGUUACCGGUACCUGGUGGACUGGGCCGGUUACGACCGCCGCACCUGCCAGCUAUCAGCCUCAUCACGACCAGUACUUCUACCCCGGCUCUCCACUCCAUUCUUGCUCGAUCGUUGCAGCUCCAGACUUGGUCCACUCACCUCUGCCUUCCCGUUCGGCCAGCUGGGCUUGCUCACCUGCCUCCUCCUGCCGGUCCUCCCCCUCGCUCCCCGCCGGACCGCCAGCCACCGCAUCCUCCCCUCCACGACCGGCAGCUCCCCUCGGUCCUCUUGCCUGAACGCUUCCCGCUCCUCCAGCUCCUCGGUCCCCCGCGUCCACGUCUGCCGUUCCCCUUUUUCCUCCAGUCCCUCCUCAUCCCCCUUUCCCUUCAAUAAACCUCAUUUGAAACCUGACACGUAGCAUUUGGGUCCGUUCUGUCCCCAAUCGUCACACAGAGUCUGAUAUAUGAUUUCCUGGAA
This is a messenger RNA of Micropterus dolomieu (smallmouth bass), 1253 nucleotides long. RefSeq lists its product as uncharacterized. Lineage: Eukaryota; Metazoa; Chordata; Actinopteri; Centrarchiformes; Centrarchidae. Bases 409 to 1194 code for a protein of 261 amino acids. The transcript has 2 exons. The record is from RefSeq and is a predicted model, not a curated record.